CAAGUAUGUUUGGGCUGGACCAAUUCGAGCCCCAGAUCAACAGCAGGAACGCUGGCCAGGGCGAGAGGAACUUUAACGAGACCGGACUGACCAUGAACACCCACUUUAAGGCCCCGGCUUUCCACACGGGGGGGCCCCCUGGCCCUGUGGAUCCUGCCUUGAGCGCGCUGGGCGAGCCCCCGAUCUUGGGCAUGAACAUGGAGCCCUACGGCUUCCACGCCCGCGGCCACUCGGAGUUGCACGCAGGGGGGCUGCAGGCGCAGCCUGUGCACGGCUUCUUUGGCGGCCAGCAGCCUCAUCACGGCCACCCGGGAAGUCAUCAUCCCCACCAGCAUCACCCCCACUUUGGGGGCAACUUCGGCGGCCCGGACCCGGGGGCCUCGUGUCUGCACGGGGGUCGCCUACUGGGCUACGGCGGCGCAGCCGGCGGCCUGGGCAGCCAGCCGCCUUUCGCCGAGGGUUAUGAGCACAUGGCGGAGAGCCAGGGGCCUGAGAGCUUCGGCCCCCAGCGACCGGGGAACCUCCCGGACUUCCACAGUUCGGGUGCCUCCGGCCACGCCGUGCCGGCCCCAUGCCUGCCGCUGGACCAGAGCCCUAACCGAGCCGCCUCCUUCCACGGCCUGCCCUCCUCCAGCGGCUCCGAUUCCCACAGUCUGGAGCCCCGGAGGGUGGCGAACCAAGGAGCCGUCGACUCGCUGGAAUACAAUUACCCGGGCGAGGCGCCCUCGGGACAUUUUGACAUGUUUUCGCCCUCUGACUCCGAAGGGCAGCUGCCUCAUUAUGCAGCGGGUCGCCAGGUUCCCGGGGGCGCUUUCCCGGGCGCCUCGGCCAUGCCCAGAGCUGCGGGCAUGGUGGGCUUGUCCAAAAUGCACGCCCAGCCGCCACAGCAGCAGCCGCAGCCGCAGCCUCAGCAGCAGCCGCCCCAGCAGCAGCAGCAGCAGCAACAGCAGCAUGGUGUGUUCUUUGAGAGGUUCGGUGGGGCCAGAAAGAUGCCUGUGGGUCUGGAGCCUUCAGUGGGUUCCAGGCACCCGUUAAUGCAGCCUCCCCAGCAGGCCCCGCCACCCCCUCAGCAGCAGCCCCCGCAGCAGCCGCCACAGCAGCAGCCUCCACCGCCACCCGGGCUUCUAGUCCGACAAAAUUCGUGCCCGCCUGCUCUCCCGCGGCCCCAGCAGGGCGAGGCGGGCACGCCCAACGGCGGCCUGCAGGACGGAGGUCCCAUGCUGCCCAGCCAGCACGCGCAGUUCGAAUACCCCAUCCACCGGCUGGAGAACCGGAGCAUGCACCCUUAUUCCGAGCCUGUUUUCAACAUGCAGCAUCCUCCUCCGCAGCAGGCGCCCAACCAGCGGCUGCAGCAUUUCGACGCGCCCCCCUACAUGAACGUGGCCAAGAGGCCGCGCUUCGACUUCCCGGGCAGCGCGGGAGUGGACCGCUGCGCUUCGUGGAACGGCAGCAUGCACAACGGCGCUCUGGACAACCACCUCUCCCCCUCCGCCUACCCAGGCCUACCCGGCGAGUUCACACCGCCCGUGCCAGACAGCUUCCCUUCGGGGCCGCCCCUGCAGCAUCCAGCCCCGGACCACCAGUCCCUGCAGCAGCAGCAGCAGCAGCAGCAGCAACAGCAACAGCAACAGCAGCAGCAACAGCAGCAGCAGCAGCAGCAGCGCCAAAACGCGGCCCUCAUGAUUAAGCAGAUGGCGUCGCGGAACCAGCAGCAGCGGCUGCGCCAGCCCAACCUGGCUCAGCUAGGCCACCCCGGGGACGUGGGCCAGGGCGGCCUGGUGCACGGCGGCCCGGUGGGCGGCUUGGCUCAGCCGAACUUCGAGCGGGAAGGCGGCAGCACGGGCACCGGGCGUCUGGGCACCUUCGAGCAGCAGGCGCCGCACUUGGCACAAGAGAGCGCGUGGUUCUCAGGUCCGCACCCGCCGCCCGGAGACCUGCUGCCCCGUAGGAUGGGCGGCUCGGGUCUGCCCGCUGACUGUGGCCCGCACGACCCCAGCCUGGCGCCCCCUCCUCCGCCUGGCUCAGGGGUGCUAUUCCGGGGCCCUCUGCAGGAGCCGAUGAGGAUGCCCGGAGAGGGCCACGUGCCCGCGCUGCCCUCACCGGGCCUGCAGUUCGGGGGGAGCCUGGGCGGCCUGGGUCAGCUGCAGUCCCCCGGGGCCGGCGUGGGGCUCCCCAGCGCUGCUUCCGAGCGCCGGCCCCCACCGCCGGACUUCGCUACGUCUGCGCUCGGGGGCCAGCCGGGCUUUCCGUUUGGAGCAGCGAGCCGGCAGGCCACGCCGCACAGCGGUCCAGGCGUGAACUCGCCCCCCAGCGCGGGAGGGGGCGGUGGCAGCUCCGGUGGCGGCAGUGGCGGGGGUGCCUACCCGCCGCAGCCUGAUUUCCAGCCCAGCCAGCGCACCUCGGCCAGUAAACUGGGUGCGCUCUCGCUGGGCUCCUUCAACAAGCCCAGCUCCAAGGACAACCUGUUUGGCCAGAGCUGCCUGGCUGCGCUCUCCACCGCUUGCCAGAACAUGAUCGCCAGCCUCGGGGCCCCCAACCUCAACGUGACCUUCAACAAGAAGAACCCGCCCGAGGGCAAGAGGAAACUGAGCCAGAACGAGACCGACGGCGCGGCAGUGGCCGGCAACCCGGGCUCGGAUUACUUCCCAGGAGGGACUGCUCCUGGGGCCCCAGGACCCGGAGGCCCGUCCGGGACGGGUAGCAGCGGCUCCAAAGCCUCGGGGCCGCCCAACCCGCCCGCACAGGGGGACGGCACCAGCCUCUCCCCCAACUACACCCUGGAAUCCACGUCGGGGAAUGACGGCAAGUCGGUCCCCGGGGGCGGCGGCCGGGGACGGGGUCGCAGAAAAAGGGACAGUGGUCACGUGAGCCCUGGCACCUUCUUUGACAAGUACUCGGCGGCUCCGGACAGCGGGGGCGCACCUGGGGUGAGCCCAGGGCAGCAGCAAGCGUCAGGCGCAGCCGUCGGGGGCAGCUCCGCGGGCGAGACGCGCGGGGCACCGACUCCCCACGAAAAGGCGCUCACGUCGCCGUCGUGGGGGAAAGGGGCUGAGUUGCUCCUGGGGGAUCAACCGGACCUCAUGGCGUCCCUGGACGGCGGGGCCAAGUCGGACGGUAGUUCGCCGCACGUGGGUGAGUUCGCCUCGGACGAGGUGAGCACCAGCUACGCCAAUGAGGACGAGGUGUCGUCCAGCUCUGACAACCCCCAGGCACUUGUUAAGGCGAGCAGGAGUCCCCUGGUGACGGGCUCGCCCAAACUCCCUCCCCGCGGGGUAGGCGCCGGGGAGCACGGACCGAAGGCGCCCCCGCCCGCGCUCGGCCUGGGCAUCAUGUCUAACUCUACCUCGACCCCUGACAGCUACGGCGGCGGUGGCGGCCCGGGCCAUCCGGGCACCCCGAGCCUCGAGCAGGUUCGCACCCCGACGAGCAGCAGCGGCGCCCCGCCACCCGACGAGAUCCACCCCCUGGAGAUCCUUCAGGCGCAGAUCCAGCUACAGAGGCAGCAGUUCAGCAUCUCCGAGGACCAGCCUCUGGGGCUGAAGGGUGGCAAGAAGGGUGAGUGCGCCGUCGGGGCCUCAGGGGCGCAGAAUGGCGACAGCGAGCUGGGCAGCUGCUGCUCCGAGGCGGUCAAGAGCGCCAUGAGCACCAUCGACCUGGACUCGCUGAUGGCAGAGCACAGCGCUGCCUGGUACCUGCCUGCUGACAAGGCCCUGGUGGACAGCGCAGACGACGACAAGGCGUUGGCUCCCUGGGAGAAGGCCAAACCCCAGAACCCCAACAGCAAAGAAGCCCACGACCUCCCUGCAAACAAGGCCUCAGCCACCCAGCCCGGCAGCCACUUGCAGUGCCUGUCUGUCCACUGCACAGACGACGUGGGUGACGCCAAGGCUCGGGCCUCCGUGCCUACCUGGCGGUCCUUGCAUUCUGACAUCUCCAACAGAUUUGGGACAUUCGUGGCCGCCCUAACUUGAAUGACGAGAAAGACCCCGUCCCCUGCAAGGCCCUUGCCCUCCCCGUCUCUCUCUCCUCCCUUCAACCUGACCCCACCCCUCUGUUCAUUUGAAAGGGCCACUAUUGCUGAGUGAAUGAAUUUUUUUUUUUUUUUUUUUUUUUUCCUCUAGGUUGGUACCUGCUUAGUGGCAUAUGGACCGGAAAGGGUUAAUUUAAAGGUGGGGGGGAGGAAAACCUCAAAAGUUUUUUUUAAAAAAGAAACUUGUCUGCCACGGUAUGUUACCAGUGUUAACCCUUCUGCAGUUAGCACACUUUUGCUUCAGCCCUCCCUGUAGCCACGCCCCCCCGUUUCGGUAAUCUUGGCAUACGUUUUUUUUAGAUGACCUCUUCCCUUGUUUUAUUUUCAUGCUGCUGUAUGUCCAAGUAUUGUUAUUUCAGAAGAAGACGAGAGUUACUUUCCUUUUUGUAAUUCUUUUUCUUUUUCUUUCCCCCCUCCCCUUUGAUUUUCUUUUUGCUUUGUUCACCGCUUAUGAAAGUGGAAAUCCUGGAGAAUGGUAGUUCUGGAAUAUUGCCGGGUGAAGGUCAGAUUGUCGUCACGGUGGCCGGGCGCGGUGGCUCAAGCCUGUAAUCCCAGCACUUUG
Saimiri boliviensis boliviensis (Bolivian squirrel monkey) is the source of this 4592-nucleotide messenger RNA. RefSeq names its product MN1 proto-oncogene, transcriptional regulator (gene MN1). Gene Ontology annotation, biological process: regulation of DNA-templated transcription. NCBI's taxonomy places the organism in Eukaryota, Metazoa, Chordata, Mammalia, Primates, Cebidae. The record is from RefSeq and is a predicted model, not a curated record.